Messenger RNA from Acanthoscelides obtectus, 343 nucleotides. The record is from the annotation of a GenBank genome assembly. Lineage: Eukaryota; Metazoa; Arthropoda; Insecta; Coleoptera; Chrysomelidae.
UCAUAUGAACAGAGGUAAAAAACGAAAGCUAAAAAUUGACACCUGGAAGCAGACUGUAAGAAAACAUCAGAGGGAUGCAGGAGAAGCAUACAUUUCAUCGAGAAACGUACCUAAGGCUGCGUUAAGCCAGCCAGAAGAGGAGAAAUACCCCGAUGCAAAUAAUAUUUCCUUUAGGGUUUAUCACGACAUUUUCAAGAGCAAGUUCAAUCUGCGAUUUGGUCUACCAAGAUCUGACACAUGUUCGUAUUGUGACAAGCUGUUUAUGAAACUUUGUUCAACUGAUGACGCUAAUGAAAAGAAAAAAAUAGAAAUCGAGAGUGAGAUCCACCAUAGAAAGCUGUAA